Molecule: messenger RNA, 1252 nt
Organism: Macroventuria anomochaeta
Lineage: Eukaryota; Fungi; Ascomycota; Dothideomycetes; Pleosporales; Didymellaceae
Product: Hus1-like protein
Exons: 5
Coding region: 1-1122 (373 amino acids)
Biological process (GO): telomere maintenance; mitotic DNA replication checkpoint signaling; meiotic DNA integrity checkpoint signaling
Cellular component (GO): nucleolus; checkpoint clamp complex; site of double-strand break
Source: RefSeq, a predicted model, not a curated record
AUGCGCUUCAAGGCCCAAAUACAGAAUAUCUCCACUUUCACAAAGCUCACCGCAUCCCUCAACUCUCUCGGUCCGCUCGCAUGGGUGAAGCUCAGCGAGGAGCAGGUAUGCUUCACCAUCAUACCUGAGCAGGGCACACAGGUCUGGGCUGUUCUCUCCAUUGACGCCAUCUUUGAGACAAUCUCCGUGCAGUCUGCUGCCAACAAUGUCAUCAACCUCGAGGUGCCGCUCAUCUCGCUCAACCGAGCCCUCAAGUCCGCCUUGAACGCCACGUCCGCCCAAAUACGGCUCACGAAGAAGGACAACAUGCCCAUGCUUGCCCUCACCAUCGUCACAACCACUUCCUCGAAUUCGUACAGCGCCUUCCCCACAGCAGGCCCGAACAACGAUGACGGCUUCGACGCACCGUUCGACAACGCCUUCGGAGGCAAUCGCGAGACGGUCGUUACGCAAGAGAUUCCGGUGCGAGUGCUCCCCCCAGAUACAGUAGCCAACCUACACGAGCCGCAGACCAGAGAGCCAGAUGUACACAUCAUACUGCCGCCUUUGAUGCAGCUGAAAAGCAUCAGCGACAGGUUCACAAAGCUAGCGCUUGCGGAUACAAAAUCAGGACCAGGCACAACAGCGUCACGGACACGGCUCGAGGUUGCGGCGAACAUGCACGGCUGUCUCAAGAUGAGCAUCAAGACAGACGCAAUGAGUAUAUCAUCUGUCUGGACUGAUCUCAGCAACCCGGAACUGGAUCCUGCACAGAUUUCAGGAGGGGUGACCGGGCUGGCUGAUCACCCAAGUACGCGCAUGAAGCAACUGGGCUCUGCGGACGGACGUAGCGAAGAGGGUUGGGCGACGGUCAGGAUAGAUGGGCGCGAUUGGGGCAAGGUGAUGAGCGUGGGGAGGCUUGGUGGGAGAGUUAUUGCCUGCUUCUGCCACGAGCACGCUCUGAUUCUUUACGUCUAUCUGCCUAACGACAACGGUGACGAUGAGUCUGUCUUGACUGUACGAGUCCGCUUCCUGACCCUUGACACUCGAGCAGAGGCUGACAUAUCCACAGUACUACGUCAGUUCGUACAGCGCAUGAUGCAGGACCAGGUCGUCUACCGACUUUCUGCGAAUCACGAAUAGAUCCCAAUCUACACGAUACAGCGCACCAAUCCAUGCUGGGCAAUAACGCAAAGUCCCAUAAGAUCCGAUGCGCAAGUGAAGAGGAUGACCCUCCAUACGUUCGGCAACUCUAUUUCCACAGUCAAAAUGC